AUGAACGUUGCAAUUGAAUCGUAUGGUGGGGUAAAGGGCUGUUAUGCCACUGUAGCAGAAAUCCAAGAUUCUAUUCAAAGUAUGACGAAACAUAGCAUGACUGGAAUUCAAGCACUGAACAAUUUCUUGUUCGAGUCAGCUGGACUGAGAGCUUGGAAGGCAUGCAAUGUGGGCACCGGCAGGUAUUUUUCGCUGGCACAGCUUCAGAAGUAUGGUACUCCACGAGGUCCCACAGGUAUCAAAGAACUUCAGCCAUUUAGCCAACCGCUACAAGAUGUCGGCACGUUUCGUGCAGGAGCAACGCAGGCCCAAGUUGUCGGACCAUCAGCGCCAACGGAGGUGCAAAUAAUUCAGUCAGACGAAGUAGAGUCAGCAACGCGAUCGGUCGCCUUCUAUUCCUGCCCUGAACAAGGAUUUGGCAAAGUCUACGAGAAAUUUAAAGGUCUAGAGAAACAUCUUGAUGUUGGACGUCACCUAAUCAAGUUAGAAAGAGAAUCGGACUAUGACAGCAUUAUAGCAAAGUGGGCAGAGACCUGUAAAACGGUUACAGGAGACUAUGUGCAAGGUGGAGUUGGUGGUGUACCGUCAGUGACAGAAUCCCCAUCAGUAUCAGCUGACAAUCCAUCACUGGAGGAGGGUUGGGCAAUGAAGAAAUCAAAGAAGUCAAUCAGAUUUUCCGAACGCGUUCCCUCUUAUUUGCAGGAAACAUUCUUUCAAGGGGAAGAAACCGGUGUUAAAGCAAAUCCCGCUGAUAUUGCAUGUAAAAUGAGGGUCAAAGAUCGUCAAAUGGAGAUAAAUUGUUUUCAAAGGAAGAUUAACUUUCAACACAUCAAGUUGCAAGAUAUUUCAGCAGGCUGUCAGCCCUUAACAAGAGUGGUGUCUUAA
Messenger RNA from Pocillopora meandrina, 885 nucleotides. The record is from the annotation of a GenBank genome assembly. NCBI's taxonomy places the organism in Eukaryota, Metazoa, Cnidaria, Anthozoa, Scleractinia, Pocilloporidae.